Molecule: messenger RNA, 1458 nt
Organism: Telopea speciosissima
Lineage: Eukaryota; Viridiplantae; Streptophyta; Magnoliopsida; Proteales; Proteaceae
Product: protein trichome birefringence-like 31
Exons: 5
Coding region: 97-1374 (425 amino acids)
Cellular component (GO): Golgi apparatus
Molecular function (GO): O-acetyltransferase activity
Source: RefSeq, a predicted model, not a curated record
CACAAAUAACAAGAAUAAGCAAUCUCAAAAUGAUCAAUACAGUGGUUAUAUUGGCAUCAAUUCUCAUUCAGGUCACAGGCUCUCAGCCACCUCACAAUGACAACACCACCUUCUUCUCCCCAUCGCCAGAUUCUAUCCAUCUUCCCCUUUGCAUUGGCUUCUCUUCUUUUGAUUGGAUCUACACGACUUAUCCUAGAGAACUCAAAGCAGGGCCAUUCAUUACUACUAUUCCCACCUGAUGAUGCGAUAUUAUCCAUUGAAAGCGGAGAACAGAGUUCAUGGGCUGCUAAUUUUUCCGGCGGUGGAUCGGUAGUACUGGACGAGUGCAACGUAUUUGAUGGGAAAUGGGUGUUUGACAAUGCCUCCUAUCCUCUCUACACUGAUGAAAGCUGCCCCUACUUGAGCCCACAGGUGACUUGCCAGAAGAAUGGGAGACCAGAUUCUCUGUAUCAGAACUGGAUGUGGAAGCCUAGUGGAUGUGAACUCCCAAGGUUUGAUGCACUGAAGUUGCUGGAGAUUUUAAGGAAUAAAAGACUAAUGUUCAUAGGGGAUUCAAUUCAUCGAAGCCAGCACCAAUCAAUGGUCUGUCUUGUUCAAUCUGUCAUUCCUGAUGGGAAGAAAUCCAUUCACAGAAAACCUUCCAUGAAGAUUUUCAGAGCAGAGGAGUACAAUGCCUCGAUUGAGUUCUACUGGGCUCCAUUCCUUGUGGAGUCCAUUUCAGAUCAUGCCACGAAACACAGCGUGCAAGAGAGAUUAGUCAAGCUUGACUCCAUUGCCAAACACAGCAGACAUUGGGAGGGAGCAGAUGUGCUAGUGUUCGAAAGCUAUGUAUGGUGGAUGUACAAGCCCAUCAUCAACGCUACAAAUGGUUUUGACUCUGAUAUCCAAGAGUAUAAUGUUACUACUGCAUAUAGAUUAGCACUAAGAACUUGGGCAAGCUGGUUAGAAUCCAGCAUUGAUACUCGUAAGCAAAGGGUCUUCUUUAUGAGUUUGUCGCCGACACAUUUAUGGAAUUGGGAGUGGAAAACUGGAGGGCUUGGAAACUGUUUCAAUGAGUCUUAUCCCAUCCAAGGUCCAUAUUGGGGAACUGGCUCAAGUCAUGAAAUUAUGGGAAUAUUGCAUGAUGUCUUACGGGAAUUGAAGGUGGAAGUGACCUUCCUAAAUAUCACCCAAUUGUCAGAGUUUCGGAAGGAUGGACAUACAUCGGUGUACACCGAACGAAGAGGAAAGCUAUUGACAAGUGAAGAAAGAGCUAAUCCAAAUACUUAUGCUGAUUGCAUCCACUGGUGUUUGCCUGGAGUUCCUGAUACAUGGAAUCAGAUAUUGUAUGCACACUUGUUAGCUGAUUAUGGUUUCCUUCAAAUGUCAAUAUAACUCUAAAGAAAAUUACAGAGGCUUUGUAAAUCAAUAAGAGGAUUGUUUUUAACGAAUACGCUUGAUUUUACAUUUCUUGACCAA